GUGGCAACAUGAGUCGGUUGCGGCAGCUGAUGGUGCUGAGCCGCGACUUAGCGCGCUCCAAGCAGUUCUAUCAAGAAGGGCUGGGUCUAAAGCUGCUACGCUCGUCGGACACAUACGCGGAGUUCGACACACAAGCAGGUGUGCCGCUCUGCAUCAAACUGGCGCAGAGCGAGGCUGCGUGCAGUAGCGGGUACUCGCCAUUCCUGAACUUCGACAUUCCGGACCUAAGCGAUGCGGUACCGCGGUUGCUAAUGCUGGGCGCGAUAAUGGACGGCCCGAUCAAGUACCCGGCACACGGGAAGGUGGCAGCGCUUCGUUCUCCAGACGGAGUAAUGAUCGGCUUGUACGAGCCUAACUCAUGGGAAAAUGUUACUUCAGCGUGAUACCGCGUUUCACCCCUUGUGCAAUAACCCCUUAGACGUUCUUAGGAUUCCCAGAGAAUAGGGGGUUAACCGCUCAUUCACCGAUGUCGUUCCAUCCGACAUGUACCGUUAGAGCCACGAGGCCAGAAGUACUGUCCCAGUAUCCUACGAUACUACUGAUUGCAUGAAUGCUUGUUCUGUAGUGUUGGGCCAGAACGAGGUCCGUCGAAAAUUUUGUGGCGUGAUUUCGCUGCGGUUCUCA
Molecule: messenger RNA, 624 nt
Organism: Phytophthora infestans T30-4
Lineage: Eukaryota; Oomycota; Peronosporomycetes; Peronosporales; Peronosporaceae
Exons: 3
Coding region: 9-383 (124 amino acids)
Source: RefSeq, a predicted model, not a curated record